GUUGUUGAUAGUUGCUAUGUCCGUUGCUAAGUUAUGGCGCUGUCCAUUUGUGAAUAUUGCUUUUAAAAGGCCAAAAGAUUUUGUAAACAUAAAAGAUAUGCACGGCACAUUUUGUAUAUAGUUCUUUUUCAAAAAUGUUGCUAUCAAGAACAAAACCAGCUCAGGCCACUGGAAAUGCUGUGCCUUCAGAUGCUAAGAGCAGAUCGAAGGUACCAAGUUUAGAAGAAUUUAUUAAAAACAGAGAUUUCACUGGAGCACUUACUUUGCUAGAAUUUACUAGAAACAGUGGAAAAGGAGAUUUAAAGAAUGAUUUAUGGAUUGCAUAUUGUGCUUUUCAUUUAUCUGAUUAUAAAAGAGCUCUGGAAGAAUAUAAUCAAACUUUAAAGUCACCUGAUGUCCCUCCUGAAGUCUGGACUUAUUUGGGUUGUUGUUACUUUUAUCUAGGAAUGUAUAAAGAAGCAGAUGCUGCUGUAAACAAAGGUCCAAAAUCAGAGCUUCAAAAUCGACUUCAGUUUCAUCUUUCACACAAAUUUGGUGAUGAGAAAUUAUUAAUGGUUUACCAUCAGCAAUUGAAGGACAUUCUAGAAGACCAACUUUCUUUGGCUUCAAUUCAUUACUUAAGAUCCCACUAUCAAGAAGCUAUAGAUAUCUAUAAACAUAUACUCCUGGACAAUAGGGAAUCUAUAGCUUUGAAUGUUUACGUUGCUUUAUGUUAUUACAAACUGGACUAUUAUGAUGUGUCUCAGGAAGUUCUGGCUGUUUAUUUACAACAUUUUCCUGACAGUGCAACUGCUAUUAAUUUAAAAGCAUGUAAUCAUUUUCGAUUAUACAAUGGAAAAGCUGCCGAAGCUGAGCUAAAAAGCUUGCAAGAUAUGUCUACACCUUCUUUUACUUAUGCUAAAGAUUUAAUACGACACAAUUUGGUGGUUUUUCGAGGAGGUGAAGGGGCCUUGCAAGUUUUACCACCUCUUGUGGAUGUUUUCCCUGAAGCUAGAUUAAAUCUUGUUAUAUAUCAUUUGAAACAAGAUAAUGUUCAGGAAGCUUUUAAUUUAAUAAAAGAUUUAGAGCCUGCAGUCCCUCACGAAUAUAUAUUAAAAGGAGUUGUAAAUGCUGCUAAUGGGCAAGAGCAAGGAUCACGAGAAUAUCUAAAAGUUGCACAACAGUAUUUUCAGUUAGUUGGUGGUUCAGCAAGUGAAUGUGAUACGAUUCCUGGCAGACAGUGCAUGGCUUCAUGUUUCUUCUUGCUGAAGCAAUUUGAUGAUGUUUUACUUUAUCUUAAUUCAAUCAAAAGUUAUUUUUAUAAUGAUGAUACAUUCAACUUCAAUUUUGCACAAGCAAAAGCAGCUACUGGUAAUUUCAAGGAAGCUGAAGAGGUUUUCCUUCUCAUUCAAAAUGAAAAAAUUAAAAAUGAUUAUACUUACUUAAGUUGGUUGGCUCGUUGUUAUGUCAUGAACAAAAAGCCUCGACUAGCUUGGGAAUUAUAUUCGAAACUGGAACACUGCAAUGAAUCUUUUAGUUUACUUCAACAGAUUGCAAAUGAUUGUUACAAAAUGGGGCAAUUUUUUUAUGCAGCCAAAGCUUUUGAUAUUCUGGAAAGAUCAGACCCAAAUCCAGAAUUUUGGGAAGGAAAAAGAGGAGCAUGUGUUGGAGUUAUCCAAAUGAUAAUUGCUGGUCAUGAACCCAGUGAAUCUCUACAAGAGAUCUUUCAAAUCCUAAGAAGCACUACAAAUCCUCAAGCAGAAAAAAUACUCCGAGUUGCAAAAACAUGGGCCAAAGAAAGUAAAUUGCCUGUGUAAGCAAUUUAUUAAUCAAUAUGAAACACCAUAGUCAUCUUAAUUCCGUCCAAAGAAUACUUACUAUUUGAAAAUGAUUGUUAACAGUUAUAAGUUUAAUUGUUCAACUAGUCAAAUUCGCACUUUUAUAAUUGUUGUUUUCCCUUUCCAUUUCAAAAUGCUAGUCAAAUUUUAUUAUAGUUUGUUUGACAAAAUAAAAGCCAGAUUAUAUUUUUAUAUUUAAAAAAAUAUAUAUUUCCUGAAAUAGAAAUCUAAAAUCAUAUCUAGUCAUUUGUUGAAU
This is a messenger RNA of Argiope bruennichi, 2073 nucleotides long. RefSeq names its product intraflagellar transport protein 56-like (gene Ttc26). Gene Ontology annotation, cellular component: ciliary basal body; ciliary base; intraciliary transport particle B. Gene Ontology annotation, molecular function: protein binding; intraciliary transport particle B binding. The coding region runs from base 135 to 1796 and encodes 553 amino acids. The record is from RefSeq and is a predicted model, not a curated record. NCBI's taxonomy places the organism in Eukaryota, Metazoa, Arthropoda, Arachnida, Araneae, Araneidae. Gene Ontology annotation, biological process: intraciliary anterograde transport; intraciliary transport involved in cilium assembly. The transcript is spliced from 17 exons.